Messenger RNA from Moneuplotes crassus, 2300 nucleotides. Lineage: Eukaryota; Ciliophora; Spirotrichea; Euplotida; Euplotidae. The record is from the annotation of a GenBank genome assembly.
AUGGGGAACAUAGGAAGUGAUGAGUAUGACUACGAUACAAAGUUUACUCAGAUGGAAGAGCCUAAAUACCUUAGCAUCAAGACUGUUACAGCUGGUAAUGAGUCUCUAGAACUAUUUGACUACCAUUCUAAUAACCCUAUUCCUAAACAUUUCACCGUGAAAUCUGCUAAAUGAUUUUACGUCUGAAGGAAGAAAGAGGAUGUGUAUAUAGCCAAUGUCGAUGAAAUUGAUAAGUCAAAUUUGGCCCGUGAUGUACGCAUCAUAGCUGCUGUUGUGUACUAUCAGAGGGAUUAUUAUGUAUAUCAGCCUAGAUCCCUGCUGAAUAAAGACCUUAUUAAGUAUUCUAAUGGCUUAGCAUGAUAUAUUAUGUCCCAGGUCGAGCAAAGAUUGGAUUUCAGGAAUAAUAGGUAUGCUCGGAAUGAAUUUAAGGCAGGUGACUUCAUCAAGUUUGGAAGAAUCUGCUAUCACGUGAGAGAGACCUCAGAAGACCCAAUUUUAUUAAGUGAAGCGCCUUCUCAUGAAGGCAGUCCUCGAAGUAUGAUGGAUAACACCAUUGCAGAAGGUGUGCUUGGAGCAACCUCUGCAAUGGACGCAUUGAACUAUCAUAGUAUGAGAUUACAAGGAAAUUAUUUGGAGCCAAAUCGUCCUCGCUCAGAUAAUUCCACGAGGACUCCUUCAUACCUGCGAGCGCCCAUGUCUCUUCAGAGAGCAAAUAGGAAGCUUUCAAAUUCAGAAAAAGCAUUGCAAGUUAAAAAGCCUCAAGAAGCAGUGAAGGAGGAGGAAAAUGAUUCAAAGGAGCAAUUCGCAUGAAGAAUUUGCCUAUGUGAUGGAGAUGUCGAGGAGGAGCUAGCAAAAGGCAAUCUCGAGAAUGCUCUUGUAUCACCAUGCAGCUGAUCAGGAACGAUGAAGUACAUGCAUUAUCUAUGACUAAAAGCCUGGGUUGAUAGUAAAAGGAAGGUUAAAUAACUAUCCUCACGUGAGCACUUAUUAUUGGAAAGAUCUGACAUGCGAGCUUUGCAAAGAUCAGCUUCCAGAAGCUCUUACUGUGCAAGGCAAGGAGAUUUCAUGAAAUAAAUUACUCGAUUAUCAUGUUCCGAAGGGAUCAAAAUUUGUAGUGUUAGAGACUUAUAGCCACUCUGAUGAAAAGAGCCGGAUUAUCCAUGUGCUUGAUUUUGGACUCACUCCUACCCUUACUGUUGGCAGAUGUAGGGAAGCAAACUUGAAAAUCCCAGACAAUUCGGUUUCAAGACUCCAUUCUGAAAUUAUUUCAUACGGUAGCAAAUUUUAUCACAUGGAUUUGCAGUCUAAAUUUGGAACUUUGAGGAUCUUUAGAAAACCUCUGAAAAUAACCAGUUCUCUGAUUAUCCAAUCUGGUUGAACUGUAAUGAGGUUUAAGCUACAUACACCUAAAGAGAAUUGCUGCGAGAAAUGGUUUGGAAGCGGUACGAGCUACAAACCUCACCCUUUUAUGGGCUAUGAACUGCUUUCCGACUAUCUCCCAAAAGAGCUCAAGUUAUUCUUCAAGAUAAUAGAUGCUAAGCGGCAAGCUCAAGGAAGAAAUGCUAGAAAUAACGAAUAUCGCAAUAAGCACACUCUAUUUGCCUUGACAAUGCAGGAAUACAAGGAGAAUAGGUCAAGAGAUAAGCCAAGAGAUAGAUCAAGGGGUAGGAACUCAAGAAGCCCAAAUAACUCGCAGGCCAAUCCUUCCGCAAGAGAUGCUAACCCUGAUGCAAGGCCUAGAGAAGCUGCAAAAGAAGAGAAGAAGAGGAGUGAUCAGUAUGAAGUCAAGGUCCAGCCUCCUAAUCGGCGUAUCAGUACUUUGAAAAAGCCUAGGGCGACAAAUCUAGCUCUCCAGAAUAACCCUCAGGCUAUUAUUGACACUAGGAGGAACAAUGUAUGGCAAUCCGACCAUAUAGUCAUGAAUCCGAGGGAAGAAGAUAAGGUGCAGGACAUCCAGUCUAAUGCUGAAGGUGAGGAGAGCAAGAUCCUCUCCAUUGUUAACAGGGAGUUAGACAUGCUCAGGAGAGAACAGCUAAAUGAUUCCCAAGAUGGCAUUGAUAUUGGAGUCAGAUUACUCGAUACACCAAAUGCAAACCAGCGGAACAGACAUGGGAAUAACUCUCCAAGCCGGGACAGCCAGAUCCUCAACUUCGGUAGUGAAAUACAGCGGUUGAUCUAGACCCUCAAAGAUAUCCCUUCUACCCAAAUUUUUGUAUCACACACAACAGAUCUUAAAAAAUGGUCUAUUCCACUAUCAGAAGGCUUAAUCACUAAUUUCAAAACCCAAAAUAUUACCCAAA